This is a messenger RNA of Platichthys flesus (European flounder), 3180 nucleotides long. RefSeq names its product neuroepithelial cell transforming 1 (gene net1). NCBI's taxonomy places the organism in Eukaryota, Metazoa, Chordata, Actinopteri, Pleuronectiformes, Pleuronectidae. The transcript has 9 exons. Gene Ontology annotation, biological process: intracellular signal transduction; positive regulation of Rho protein signal transduction. Gene Ontology annotation, molecular function: guanyl-nucleotide exchange factor activity. The coding region runs from base 211 to 1860 and encodes 549 amino acids. The record is from RefSeq and is a predicted model, not a curated record.
UGUGUGUGCAUGUGUGUGUGAGGGGAGCUUACAGAAAGCUUUAUCCCCUGAGGAAAGAAGAAAACGACGAAUAGGAGAAAAGCUUAUUUAUUUAAGGGUUUUUCCGCUCACACAACCCUUGAUUUUCAUCACCUUUUUUCUCUAAUGUGGAUUAAUUGGAGCUGACCUCGCUAGGAUUAAGAAAAGGAUAUUGUGUUUUUACUGAAAGCUAUGGUGGCUUACGAUGAACUGGGUAGCUUGGUGCCUAUCAAACGGACUCUGCAAACGAUAGACUACCAGAACCAAGCCAACAAAGACUUAGAGGAACCCAGCAACAAGCGUGUCCGACCUCUCGGCAGGGUGACGUCGCUAGCCAACCUCAUCUCUCCGGGGAAGCAUGGGGCCGUCCGGCGCUUCGGCCAAACCAUCCAGGCCUCAUUCCGAGGUGAUGGCAAGUCGCCGGGUGUGCCCCAGAAGCCUUGCAGCAAGGCAGCUGCCCCCACACCGCCUAAGAGGAGGAACAGCACGCUGUGGUCAGAGACACUAGACGUCCACCAGAAGGGAACCUUGUCAACAAAAGAAAUCAAGCGGCAGGAGGCCAUACAUGAGCUGUCUCGUGGUGAACAGGACCUGAUUGAGGACCUCCAGCUCGCACGCAAGGCAUACCAUGACCCAAUGCUGAAGCUCUCCAUCAUGUCUGAGGAGGAGCUCACUCACAUCUUCGGCCACCUAGAUGCCUACAUCCCACUGCAUGAGGACCUGCUGUCCCACCUCGCCAAAGCAACAGGGCCAGACGGAACUGUGGGCCAGAUCGGACAGAUUUUCAUUAACUGGCUGCCCAGGCUAAAUGCCUACAAAGACUACUGCAGCAAUCAGCUGGCAGCCAAGGCGCUGCUGGACCAGAAGAAGCAGGACAGACGAGUGCAGGACUUCCUGCAGCGUUGCCUAGAGUCACCGUUCAGCAGGAAGCUGGACCUGUGGAGCUUCCUGGACAUUCCACGCUCCCGCCUGGUCAAGUACCCACUGCUGCUCAAAGAGAUACUGAGACACACUCCACCAGAGCAUCCAGAUGUCGGCAGUCUCGAGGAAGCUAUCACAAUCAUUCAGGGCGUUCUAUCUGACAUCAACAUGAAGAAAGGAGAGUCUGAGUGCCAGUACUACAUCGACAAGCUGGAAUAUCUGGAUGACAGACAGAAGGACCCUCGCAUCGAGCACUGCAAGAGUCUGCUGUGUCAUGGGGAGCUGCGUAACAAGAGCGGCACGAAGCUGCACGUGUUCCUGUUUACUGAGCUGCUGAUUCUCACCAGACCCGUCACCAGGAACGAGCGCCAGUGUUUCCAGGUUUACAGACAACCGAUCCCAGUUCAGGACCUGGUGCUGGAGGACCUGCAGGACGGAGACGUCAGAAUGGGCGGGUCCUUCAGAGGCGCUUUCAGCAACGCAGACAAAGCCAAAAACAUUUUCCGAGUGCGCUCUCAAGACCCGAGCCAGGCGCAGUCCCACACGCUUCAAGUCAACGACGUCUUCCACAAGCAGCAGUGGCUCAACUGCCUCCGCAGCGCCAUCUCCGUCCACCGGCCCGUCAACGAGCCCACCACACCCAGCCCGCCGCCCAUGAGUGCCGCCCGCUCCAGGCGCCGCCCCUCCUCCGUUUCGGCCAUCGUCCACAUGGAGGAAGCAGACGAGAACUGCCUGCAGCCGACUUCUCAGUCAGCCCCCUGCUCGCCAUGCACCAACACAACCCCCAGCCCCACCCCUUCAUCUUGCUCCUCCUCUUCAUCAUCAACGUCUUCGUUGUCCCCACUUACCUCGUCACUCAAAACCAAAAAGGACAAGAAGUCUCUAUGUUCUUUAGGGAAGAGAAAAGAGACAAUGGUUUAAUCUCCAGUUGUCAGGAGACAAUGGACUCCUUGGCGGACAUUGACUUUUCUGUACAUAUCUGUUAAAUAACAGCGCAGAGAAGCGUGGGACUUGUAUUUAUGUGCGUGUGUGUGUAUUAUUACAACAGUGUUCUGUGUUACUGUCCUCUUUGGCAGCUAUUUACCUCACCCCUGCUUCCAAGUGCGUCCCACAGAGACACAGUACUCUGCGGAGACGUGCAUGGAUUCCAACAGCUUUAAUAAGGGAAGCACAACAAGAAGCAAGCAAACAUUUCACACAUGAAUCUGUGUGUCAUGAGUGGGUUUCUUGAAGAUAGAGGUGGUGCAUCAAAUCCUGUUUACUAUUAAUUUGAUAUUUAAACAUUAUUUUAGACAGUUUAUGGGGAGUUAAUGAAAGUUUUACAUUUUUAUAUUCUAAAAUUAAUUUUAGUAUUAUUAUUUUUUUUAGAUAUCAUAAAGCAGCACUGUUUUAGCUUUUAGGUGAAGUUAUUUGAAAAAUUUGAGCAUGUUUAUGAGGCAAGAAAAGAAGAGAAUCCCCAAAUAGAAGAGAUGUACUACACAAAGCUACACCUUUCUCUGUAAAAGUCUGAUUUUUUUAGAUUAACGAGAGGAUCUUAUUUUUUUAUACAUUCCUUAAAUGACAGAUGUUUGGACCCAAACACUUUUUAUUUUUUCAUAUACUGUAGUCAGAGGCAUUAACUUAAAUCCCUAACAUGUGAGAUUUCAUUUUCUCACUGUUAGAACAAAGACGACACUAUGAUUAACAUAAUAAUCAUCAGAUGUUGACAUCAUGUCAGACAUGAGAGCAGGAGUUAUCGAAUUCAAUUUUUGAACUGAGCCAUGUUGGUUUUUGAAGAAAAAGCUGACUUUUCAGAAUGAAACUUUUCAGUGUAGCAUCUUGCAUGGAGCUGUUGGUUGUGGGCACCGCUCCCACCUGUUGAGGCAGUAAUGAUGUAUGAACCUGUCGUGAGGGACGGGACGGGUAAAUGUGUAAAGGACUUGCCAAAGAAAGUAGAGGAAUGUUGACUGAAGGCUGAAGAGAUGAAGUAAAGACCAGAAGGAUAAAGUUAUGUUUAGUAAGAAGAAAGAUCUGUAAGAGCAAGAUGUUUCAAUCCAGUGAUAUCUUGCUCUUCGAUGAUAGAAGGUAGAACUUGAAAGGAAAAAGAAAGUAGAGGAAGAGAUAUGGAAAAAGAAGGUUUUUGUAUGUGCACAAGAUGUUGUCAAUGAGAUGGAACAAAAAGAAAGAAAGAAGGCAAUUUGUUUGCCUCAAACUGUAUUUAAUAAAAGAACAAUAAAAGUCUGUGUAAGAUUUGCUUCUGAA